Funneliformis caledonium is the source of this 2353-nucleotide messenger RNA. NCBI's taxonomy places the organism in Eukaryota, Fungi, Glomeromycota, Glomeromycetes, Glomerales, Glomeraceae. The record is from the annotation of a GenBank genome assembly.
AUAUCUGACAAAGGUUACCGAGCAUCAGCUUUGCCUUAUGAGUUAUGAAGAUUUAGAAAGUUUCGAUUGGAAUUUAUACAAUACCGAUGUUGAUUCAGACGACGAUAAAGGGUUUCAUGAAUUUGAAGUCAGUAAAAGUCAGGAAGUACAGGAUGACUUUAAAAUCUAUCCCGGCUUUAAGGUGAAAUUAUCCGAUAAAAUUAAAUCCGAAAUACAAAAUACUCAAGAAGAUGGUGUACCCUUACAUCCUAUUGGUAAUAAUUUAUUAAUAAAGGAGACUAUUCGUCCGCAAAACGACGAUCGUAAAACGAUGGACAUGAAUUCAUUAGAAAUCUUGGUUACACAUGGAUUACAAAUGGAGGAUGAACUGAUAACAUUUCGUAAUGAAAUACAAGCUGCAAAAUUUCAGUAUGAAGAAAAGAAGAAACAUGAAAUAGAUACAAUAAAAAAGGAUUGUGAUAUAAUUUCAAAUUUAGCAUGGAAAAAAUUAAGUGAUCGUUAUGGGCUUUUGGAUCGAAAAUUCUCGGAAAUCCCGUCACGAGAAAAUAUAAUUGAUAUAAGUGAUAAAGAUUUAGUAAGGAUCCAUUCAAAAUAUCCAGAUAAAGUAGGCCAAAUUGAUGAAGCAAUUAAAAUCAAUUCCAACAAUUGGAAUAAAUUGAAAUGUCGAUAUAUUUUAACUUCGACAAUUAUUUUUGAUAUAUUGGAAAAUAAUGAAGAUUCCGCAAGACAUUUUAAAGAUAUAUUAUUUAUAGAUUUUGUACAUGAACUUAUUAAUUCCGAAAUUUUGACUAAGAAGAAAUAUAUGACCAAAAAUCUGAAAGAUAAAAAUUUUGUACAAGAUUUAAUUAGUUCCAAAAAUAUGUUAAAUAUAAAAUCUAUAAAAGACCUUAUGAAUUUAAAAAAUAUAUCAGAUGAAAUAUUUAUACUAGAUCUUGUUAAUUCAUCAUACCUUGGAGAGGACAAAAAAGAAUUAAUAAGUAUUUUCUUUGAAGAAUACAGAAAAGUGAAAGACAUCUUUUCUAAUGAAAUUAAAGAAAUUCUGCAAAAAGAUUCUCUCAUUCAAAAAUUAUCACAUCACUUAAAGGAAGAAUUUGAGCAAGAAAAGAGAAAUAUUGAAUCUCGUGAAUUUCAUAGGCUUUGCAAUGAAAUAGAAGAAAAAUAUCAAAAUAAUGGGAUUGAUAAUACUUACUUAUUCAAACAUGAGUUUGAAAUAAUUAAACCAAAACAGCUUCAAAUAACAAUUUAUGAGACAUCAUUAGAGCAAUCGGAUAUUUUGCAUCUACAUAAUGAAGAGUUUUAUAUUCCAAAUCCAAUUUUUCUUCCUUAUAAUAAUUAUUGUAUUGAUGUAACUUUUCAGAUUGAUUCUUCAAUUUAUGAUUUCAGAAAAAUAGUCCAAUUUGAUAAUCGAAAAUUUCUUCUUGUGCUUUACAAUAAAAAAAUCCAAAAAAUUGAAAUGCUCUUUAAUACUGCUCAACAGUUAGCAAAUAAUUUCAAAUAUACAAUUAAAUCAUUUAAAACUUUGCAUAUAGAUGAAAAUGUAUUUAUUGCAAUUAAUGAGCUGAAAAAUCUUAUCGCUAUAUAUGAUACAAAAAAAGUUUUGCAUUUGUUUUUUAUUAAAGACACCGAAGAACUCUGUUUUGUUGAAAAAGGUGGUUGGACACCAUUUAUAAAAGAAAAAUUAGAGUAUAAUAACUAUAAUAGCGUUACAGGAAUCAAGGAUGAUAAUGAGAUUAGACAUGUUGCUGAUGAUAUGGAAAAUAUUAAUAAUACUGUCAAUGCUAACAAAAUCAAAGAAAUAUGGCGUACUUAUGUUUAUUUUUGCACAAAUUUUGACGGUUCUGUUAAUAAAAUUGUUGACUUACCACCAACCCUUCAAUCCUUGGAAUUCUUGCAAUUUACUCAUAUUAACAAGUUACAAACUCACUUGAUGUCAAUUGAUUUACAAACUGAAUGUUUUAAUUCCUCAAUAGAACGAAUGCAAAAACAGUCAAUUGGACGUGUAAGAUUAAUUGAUUCUAUUAUCGAAGAAAAGAAUACAUGCUUUAAAGAAUUUUUAAAAAUUGCUGGUAAUUUCAAAACUAUAAGUGAAUUUGAUAACUGGAUGGAUUUUCGCAUUGAACCAAAAUCCAAAUUAAAUGAAGUUCUUGAUCUUAAGAAUAAUGAUAAUAUUGAAGAAUAUGACGAGAAAUUUAAGGAAUACCUUUCUGAAAUAUUUAAAGUUUUAAAGAGUUUCACAAAAAAACCCUCAACAGUUUUAAAAAAAUUUUCUACAUCAGUUAUUACUUUCAAGGAACUUGAUAUUAAAAAUGGAAAAUUUCAAAAGUAUUUAUCAAAAUAUAAAUUAGAAGAUUAG